ACAAAACACCAUCCACUGCUUUCAAUUGGUAUCCCAGCAAGAUGUCAGGCCUAUCCACUGGUGCUGCUACCCAUAGCAAAGCAUCCGGUGCGAAGAAAAGAGCAAAAUCAAAGGUUGAGAAGAAGCAAUCACCAGCUGAUGUUGACGAUGAUGCCACCGUUGAGGUGGAGAACACCACAGAUGUUGGCAUUGAUACCGAUGAGGCCAAGAAGCUGGGUGUUUCUGCCCAGUCCAAGGGCUCUUUCCUGUGGAAGAUCGAGCCAUGGGUAUCAACGAUCCUCUACACUGCCCUCGCUGUCUACGUCAGGCUCCACCUCAUUGACAGAUCGAAGAAAGUUGUGUGGGACGAGGCCCAUUUCGGUAAGUUUGGCUCCUACUACAUUAAACAUGCCUUCUACCACGAUGUCCACCCUCCGUUGGGAAAGAUGCUCAUUGGUCUGAGUGAGAAGAUCGCAGGCUUCAACAACACGGAGUUUGAGUUUGGCUCCGGCUCCAAAUACCCAGAGGAUGUGGACUUCUACACAAUGAGGGUGUUCAACGCGUUGUUCAGUGCUGCUGUGACUCCAGCUGUUUAUUGGGCUGCCAGAUUUGCAGACUAUCAGCUGCUGACCAUCCACCUGAUCACCCUUAUGGCGACACUGGAAUCGUCCUUUGUCACGCUGGGUAAGUUCAUCUUGCUGGAUUCCAUCCUGCUGUUCUUCACGGCAACUACGUUCUUGACCUUGGUCAAGUUGAUGCAGCUGAAGAAGCGUGAAAGAGAAUUCACCGUUGAAUGGUACCUGUGGAUGGUUCUUUCCGGGCUCUCCAUCGGCUGCGUGUGCUCUGUGAAGUGGGUUGGCCUCUUCAUCACCGUGGUUGUCGGCAUCUUUGUCGUCCAGGACCUUGCUGAGAAGCUCUUUGACAAGGAACUCUCUUGGGAGAAAUACGCACGACACUGGCUUGUGCGUAUCGUGACGUUGAUCUUCAUUCCAAUGGCUGUGUACCUCAUCUGCUUCAAGAUCCAUUUCGCACUGUUGUACAAGUCAGGCACUGGUGAUGCAUCGACAUCGUCUCUAUUCCAAGCGAACUUGGAGGGCAAUAAGAUCAAACAGUCACCAAGAGAUGUCGUUUUCGGUUCUGAAGUGACCAUUAGAUCUCAAGGCUCAAGCCCAAACCUGCUACAUUCGCACGUCCAGAUCUACCCAGACGGCUCACAUCAACAGCAAAUCACGGCGUACGGCCACUCUGACAGCAACAACAACUGGUUCUUCAAGUUUGCUCGUCGUGAUGGAAGAUCUCUCAACAACGUUACAGAGUUGAUUCCCGUCAAAAACGGUGAUACUGUUAGACUUGUCCACAGGUCUACCAACGUGAACUUGCACUCCCAUAAGGUCCCAGGCCAUGUUUCCAAGCAACACUACGAGGUGUCAGGUUAUGGCAGCGAAAAGGUUGGUGACACCAGAGACGACUGGGUCGUGGAGAUCUUCUCUCAGAGCUUCCCGGAAAACACCUCCUAUGCCAACGAGGACAAGUCACUUAUCCAUCCUUUGUCCACCACUUUUAGACUGAGACACGCUGAUUUGGGCUGUUACUUGUCCACCACUGGUAGCUCAUAUCCUGCCUGGGGGUUCAAGCAGAGUGAGGUUGUCUGUAAAUACCCUUGGACCUCAUACGACCAGUCUACGCACUGGAACGUGGAAGACCACAUGAAUGCCAAAAUGGCGAGUGACGAGUACUACGUUCCUCCAAAGUCGAACUUCUUGUCGGACUUCAUCCACAUCAACUUUGCCAUGGCUGCUUCCAACAACGCAUUGGUUCCAGAUAGCGAUAAAUACGAUGCUUUGGCUUCCAGCUGGUGGCAAUGGCCAACACUGUACAUUGGUCUGAGAAUGUGUGGUUGGGGUUACGCUGAUAUUAGAUACUUCCUCAUGGGCAACAUCUUCAACACAUGGGGCUCUUCUUUGGCACUGAUUGCAUUCGUGUUGCUCACUGCUUACUACAUCAUCAAGUUCCAAAGACAGACUCUUAACUGGGACUAUGCGAUGUUCUGGGACUACCUCAUCAAGGGAUUCUAUCCUUUCCUGAGUUGGGUAUUCCACUACAUGCCAUUUGUGCUUAUGGGAAGAGUCACCUAUGUUCACCAUUACGUUCCAGCGUUGUUCUUUGCCUUAUUCGUCCUGGGAUACAUGGUGGAGCUUACCGUUGGUAAAGCUCGCCCACUCAUCAAGUACACAACGUAUGCUACUUGCUACGGUGCUGUUGUAUUCACAUUCUGGUACUUCAGGGCUUUCCAUGAAGGUAUGACUGGAAACCAAAACGAUUACAAGAACCUCAAGGUCCUACCAACAUGGCAAGUCUGAUACAAUCGACACUUGUGUGAUAAACUGAAUAAACAAAACGUAAAUACUUAAAAAGAAAGAACCCCCAUCGUUGAACAGCUAU
Williopsis jadinii is the source of this 2421-nucleotide messenger RNA. RefSeq names its product dolichyl-phosphate-mannose-protein mannosyltransferase PMT6 (gene PMT6). The coding region runs from base 42 to 2339 and encodes 765 amino acids. Gene Ontology annotation, molecular function: dolichyl-phosphate-mannose-protein mannosyltransferase activity. Lineage: Eukaryota; Fungi; Ascomycota; Saccharomycetes; Phaffomycetales; Wickerhamomycetaceae. Gene Ontology annotation, biological process: protein O-linked glycosylation via mannose. Gene Ontology annotation, cellular component: endoplasmic reticulum; membrane. The transcript has a single exon. The record is from RefSeq and is a predicted model, not a curated record.